This is a messenger RNA of Capsicum annuum, 519 nucleotides long. RefSeq lists its product as uncharacterized. The coding region runs from base 1 to 519 and encodes 172 amino acids. NCBI's taxonomy places the organism in Eukaryota, Viridiplantae, Streptophyta, Magnoliopsida, Solanales, Solanaceae. The record is from RefSeq and is a predicted model, not a curated record. The transcript has a single exon.
AUGUACACUGUUAGGGGGCAUACUAAAGUGGCUCGACGUAGAUUGAUUUGUAAUAACUUGGGAGCUCCUAAAUGGCUAUUUAUAGGCUUUCUCGCAGCAGAUAAGAGACUCUACACUAGAGACUGGUUGAUUCAAUGGAAGAUGCAAGUUGACCCCAUAUGUCCCUUGUGUGAACAAGUACCCGAAACUAUUAAUCACUUGUUCUUCAAGUGUAAGGUUUCAGCAGAGGUCUGGGGGAGGAUAUUAUGGUGGCAAGGAUUACUGCGGCAACCGGAGGAGUGGCAAAGGGAACUAAUAUGGUGCACCUCCAAGCACAAUAGUAAGAAUAGCACUGAUCUUCUCUAUAGAACUACCCUGGUAGCUGCUAAUUAUUACGUAUGGAGGGAAAGGAACCAGGUAGUUUUUCAGCACAAGAGGAGUUGUGGGGAUGCUAUAGUGAGGUUGAUCAUCCAAGCCAUAUUCACCAGGACAACACCCACAAGCAAAAUGCAGGGAAAGCUAGCAAAAUUAAAUUGGUAA